UAAACACUCCUAUGGUCCAAUUACUCAGCAAUCUAAGAGACUACGCUUGGCAGAGUGGUACAUUCCGAGCUGUAACAAACGCCGGGGUGUUGAGGUUGAGGAACAGCGGGGUCUGAAUGCAGCUUCACCCAAGAUAAACAUGGCUACAGGGGAGCAAGAUGAAGAACGAAGAACCACAGCGGAAGCUCGGAGACUGACCGGGCUUGUGGACGUGUCGAGGACUGAGUACUGUAACAAGCUGCGGGAGUGGAUGUGGCACUACUACUGCGGCUAUGCGAGUUGGCAGAGCUGGAUGUGCGUGUCGGCGCUACCUCUGGCUCCUCCAUGGCUUCCCCCGCAGCCUGGCAGCCAAACGGCUAACAUCCAUCCUCACCCACCAGUCCCAACCUCCGCCGACAUCUCCAACUGGUACAUGCAGCUCACCAGUCCGCCUCACAUACAUGCCACCGCGGCUAAUCGGCCCGGAAAUUCCUCAUCAACAACGACCCCUGAAGCGGCUGCAAACCCGGCACAGGCGAAUGGAAACCUGGCGCAGCAAGCAGGUCGAGAGUACACCAUCCCCUCACCUUUACACCGAUUUCUAGCUGAAAUGGUGGAUUUCUUCAUCCUCUUCUGUGUGAAAGCGACAAUAGUUCUCUGGAUAAUGCACCUAAGUGGAAUGAAGGACAUUUCUAAAGUCAUCAUGCAGUUUGUAGUGGAGGAGAUCGAUGAGAACACGUCUCUGGAGGACCUGCAGAAGAUGAUGGUGGUGGCUCUGGUGUACAGGGUUUUAGUUUGUUUCUAUGAGAUUAUAUGUAUUUGGGGAGCAGGAGGAGCCACACCAGGGAAAUUCCUGCUUGGGUUACGCGUUGUCACCUGUGACUCUACCAUUUUGGUACGGCCCAACCGUGUCCUUGUGGUACCAGCUUCUAACGUCACCUUAUCAGCAUCCACCGUACGGGCCUUGAAUAAGAACCUGUCCAUUGCGUUCCUCUUUCCGGUCUUCAUCACACUGCUCUUCUUUCAGCACAACCGGACUGUGUAUGACAUUGUGGCAGGAACCAUCGUGGUGCGGCGUCGCGGGGCCAGAUGACCCGCGUGAAGAGUGACUCCAUGUAAAAGUGUUAUUUAAGCCUAAAGGUUAUAGCCAUUGAAGUCCAGGUUGAUUUUAUUCAAUAUAUGCUUAAUUUAUUCAAUUGUAAAGUUACAAUGUAGUUGCUAAACAACAUGUCCGUUUUACAUAAGUUGCUGGUAAACAUUAGAAAGCACUACAAAAUGAUAUUUAAAAAAAAAAAUUAUAAUACUGUAUUAA
Molecule: messenger RNA, 1291 nt
Organism: Silurus meridionalis
Lineage: Eukaryota; Metazoa; Chordata; Actinopteri; Siluriformes; Siluridae
Gene: fam8a1a
Product: family with sequence similarity 8 member A1a
Exons: 5
Coding region: 140-1072 (310 amino acids)
Source: RefSeq, a predicted model, not a curated record